AUGGAGGACUGAAAAAGAGGAAUCAAAGAAGACAAAAACUGCGAAAACUGAAGAGAAAACCUCCCCAAAACUACUUUCGAAAUCCCAUUUGAUAUUGCAUGCUCAGCCUGUGACAAAAUCUUCUAUAAAGGUACACAAAUGAAAGCAUUCCAGCAAAACAGUAAUUAAAAUUUAGCAAGGAAUUAUUUUUCAACCCCCAUUAUUGAGUUUUCAAUGAGAUGUAAAAAGUGCGCAAACUUAAUUGCGAUUCAAACAGAUCCAGAGCACUGUGAAUAUACCCCAGCGAUAGGAUGCUAUAAAUAUGUAUUCCAUUUUACUUAUUUUUUUAAAAAUGAGAUUAUAAGUAGAGUUUUUAGUCAAAAUAAGCCAAAAAGAAUAAAAAAUAAAGGCUCAAAAAAUUCCAGAGAAGAACUAAUUGACGUUGAAGAAGUAAAAUCAAUAGAAAUCGGCUCAGAAAAAAUCAAUAAAGAGCCAGAUGAAUCUGUCAUAGCGAUAGAAGGUCCAAGGAUUGCAAAAAUACACGCACUAAAUGUGAUGAUUAUAAAGGAAAAAUUUAAAGAUGAUUUUGGCCUAAAUCAGAUGAUGCGGAAAAAGCUAACUCCCCCCCCCCCCCCUCCGUGAGCGAACAAAACCAUUAGAAAAAUCGCCAUUUUUUUUGACCAAAAACCCACCCUCCGUGAGUGAAACAAAAUUUUUUUAAUAGAAAAAAAUUUUAAUGGAAAAAAAUUUGGAUAUAUAAGUGAUAAUUAGUAUAAUGAAAUCUAGAGCUAAUUCUGUUUAAUUUUAAACAAAUUGCGUUUUAAAACAUAAAUUUUUGCAAAUUAAAUUAAUAUUUGCUUCCCAAUUUUUGCAAAAUAGGAUUUUUUUAAAUUUCGAAAAAAAAUAUUUUUUAUAAAAUUUAUAUAUAAAUUUUUUUUUAAAAAAAAAAAAUUAACCCCCCUCCGUGAGCGAACAAAAUUUUUUUGUUCGCUCACGGAGGGGGGGGGGGAGUAAGGAAAGAAAAGAAAAACUUGAUGCAUACUUCACAUAAGAAUAGUAUGAGAAAUGAAAAAAAUACAGGUAAAAUCUAUUAAGAUGAAAUGAAAAAAUGCUCAAUAAAGAAAAGACUCAAAAUUAUGAAGCAGUCGAUUUUUCACACGGUAAGGAUUAUUUUAUGCCAAAGAAGAAUGAUAGGUAAGAGAAGCAACAUAAUAUAA
Messenger RNA from Blepharisma stoltei, 1196 nucleotides. The record is from the annotation of a GenBank genome assembly. Lineage: Eukaryota; Ciliophora; Heterotrichea; Heterotrichida; Blepharismidae.